AUGGAAUGCGGGAUGUGUGAAUGGGAAGUGAGACGGCGUUCUCUUCCACAGGAGGCGCACGAAGCUUCUGGACACUGCUUGAAACCGUAAGUGUCGCAUCCAGAACUGCAACCCUGGCCUUGAACUGCGAAUUCGGUGGAUGGGGCGAAGGAGGAGGAAGCAGAGAACGAUGGAACCAGGGAGUGGCGGAGGGAGGAGAGGCGCGAUCGAACGUGGGACAAAUCGCGACGCUUCAGAAUUCUGUGGUCCUGCCUGGCGCCAAUUCUGUACACGAUUCGAGUGCCGCGACGACCUGGCGCGAGCCGCGGCAGGUAAGACAACGAGACGCGGGCGCCAGGUAAGACAACGAGACGCGGGCGCACGGACCGGAUCGAAUUGCGGCACGGCGCGGGCCCAUGCCGUACAUGCGUGCUGCCGAGCAGCGCCGCGGUCUCUUACAAGGCCGAGCGCGUAGCUCGGCCAAUUCCUAGGCUCUCUGGAAGCCGAAUUCGCGCCAGGGAGGCCGGGCUGCCGGCUGGCCACCUCACAGCGUCAGGAACCUGCACGUGGUGCACUGCGUCGUCCAUCGCGGAUACUCUGUCUCCU
Messenger RNA from Prorocentrum cordatum, 585 nucleotides. The record is from the annotation of a GenBank genome assembly. Lineage: Eukaryota; Dinophyceae; Prorocentrales; Prorocentraceae.